AUGUUUAUCUUGACCAAGAUCGCCGACUUGGUGCAAAUUGCGCCAGAAGAUUUUUCAAAGCGAAGCAUUGAUGCGAUUGAAGACAACAUCAAUGCUAAAUAUUCUAAUAAAGUAAUUCAGAAGAUUGGCCUUUGCAUCUGCUUGUAUGAUUUGCAUUGGGCGUCAGAAGGUCUCAUCGGCCACGGCACAGGUCUAGUCAACGUAAAUGCUGAAUUCCGGAUGGUUGUGUUCCGUCCUUUCAAGGGCGAAGUUAUGAUUGGCAGAAUACGAAGCUCUACGCCUGCAGGAAUCAACCUACGAACAGACUUUUUCGACGAUAUUUUUGUGCCUUUUGAGGAGUUGCCCGAGGGCGCCGAAUACAACCACAGUGAACAGCUCUGGAUUUGGAAUCUCGAGGAGGAUCGACUGUUCUACGAUAACCACGAAAUGGUCCGCUUUCAAGUUAUCGACGAGGAGUGGCAUGACCAAGCCCCUGCAGGACCAACUCAACCAGAGGACUCGCCUUUAAAAACACCGUAUCGCAUCAAGGCAAGCAUGGCUGCCGAAGGACUUGGUGUCUGCCUCUGGUGGGAUGGAGCAUAA
Messenger RNA from Fusarium pseudograminearum CS3096, 582 nucleotides. RefSeq lists its product as uncharacterized. Gene Ontology annotation, cellular component: RNA polymerase III complex. Gene Ontology annotation, biological process: transcription initiation at RNA polymerase III promoter; DNA-templated transcription. Lineage: Eukaryota; Fungi; Ascomycota; Sordariomycetes; Hypocreales; Nectriaceae. Bases 1 to 582 code for a protein of 193 amino acids. The transcript is spliced from 5 exons. The record is from RefSeq and is a predicted model, not a curated record.